AUGGCGCGGGCUGCUCGCUGUGGACGGUGCAGGCGGGGCGUGCUCCUCGCCUUCGCCGCGUGGACCGCGGGCUGGGUACUUGUGGCGGCGCUGCUGCUCCGCGCGCACCCGGGAGUCCUCUCGGAGCGAUGCACAGACGAGCGGAGCCGGAGCAUCCUGGCCGCCCUGUGCCAGGACUACCAGGGUGGCUGGCUCAUGGGCAACCUGUGUGAGGACCUGUGUGUGGCAGGGGAGCUGCUGUACCAGCGCUGUUUGUACUAUGAGCAUGGCAAGAAGGUUCUGCAGGCCCAGUGGCAUGGCCGGCCCAUCAUUCUCAAGUCCAAGAGGGAGGCUUUCUCCAGUUUCCCAGCCCUUGGCCUGUUGGAGGUGGAGACAGGAGAGGGAGCUCAAGGUGUGCCUGAAGCAGAGCUCCUCCUGAUUGUGGCUGCAGAGGUCAAGAAUGCCUUAGGCCUGGAGCUGCCCAACAGCAGUAUGGGACCCUUGUGGCCAGGCCAUCGGGGCCCUGGCUGGAGGCGGCAGCUGGCCAGUGCAUGGUCCCUGCUGCAGCAAGAAGAGUACGUGUACUUCAGCCUGCUGCAGGACCUCAGCCGCCACGUCCUGCCUGUGCUGGGCUCUUGUGGCCAUUUCUAUGCAGUGGAGUACUUGGCAGCUGGCAGCCCCCACCACAGUGCACUCUUUCCCCUGGAAGAGGCUGCCCCUUGGGGUGACCUGGCCCAGGCCAAGGCUAUCAGCCACAUUGCUCUCAGCUUCUUGGACAUGGUGAGGCAUUUUGAAAAUGACUUCUCCCACCGCCUCCACCUCUGUGACAUCAAGCCUGAAAACUUUGCCAUAAGGAGUGACUUUACGGUGGUGGCUAUUGAUGUGGACAUGGCCUUUUUUGAACCGAAAAUGAGAGAGAUCCUUGAACAAAACUGCACAGGGGAUGAAGAUUGCAAUUUCUUUGACUGUUUUUCAAAAUGUGACUUGAGAAUAAACAGGUGUGGUGCUCAGCGUGUCAACAGCAACCUUCAGGUCAUCUGUGACAAAAUAUUCCACCAUUGGUUCUCAUCUUCCAGGAGUCCCGCCGUGUCCUUCCCACUGCGGCUGCAGUUAGAGCAGGCGGUGCAGGAGUGCGCAGGCUCCUCAGGCCUCAGCUGGAGCUCCUGGAGGGCGGCCCCACACGUGUUCUGGAAGCUUCGCAGGCUCCUCCAGGCCGCACUGAGGGAGCUGCAGGACUCAGAGGAGUAGCCACUGUCUGGCCUGAAACCUGCUCGCGUGGGAACUGUGACCUUCGAGGGCUUUUCUCUGCAGUUGUUCUGGAUGAGACAUUUUCACCGUGCAGUAAGUUAUCCCUCAGUACUGUCGAGUCUCCCGAAGCACACAGUUCUACAGUAGUGAGAAGCGCCUCCGUGCCACCCGCUGGCACCUUCUUGUCUGGUCCUGAUUUCUGCCCCAUCUCCGUUUGGAAAAUGAACCGGCGGGGGGUGGGAGGGGCGUGCAGGAGCGUUUUGCUUUCAGGAGGCUCUCAGCAAACACAAACUCCGAUGUGCAAGACUGCAGAAAGUACUUCCACCUGACAGCAGAGCAAAAGGAGUCCAGCUGCUCUUUCCUAGAAACCAUCACUGCAUUUAAGAAACUGUGUGCACACGAAGGGGUGUGCAGUGCAGAUGAGUGUGAGCACAAGACUGCGGCUGUGCAUCUCAUGUGUGAAUAUCCAUGUAGGUGUGCUCAUGUGAGUGUCCAUGUGCAUGUGAAUAUGUGCAUAUGGGUGUGUUAAUGUGGGCUUGUGUCUGUAUGUGCCACAUGACUGCCAGCGACUGCAUGUGUGACGGUGCUCCCCCUUAUGAGAAUGUUGGCAGCAUAUGCACACAGGAACACGGGUGUGCGUGUGCAGCAAU
Messenger RNA from Octodon degus (degu), 1877 nucleotides. RefSeq names its product family with sequence similarity 69 member C (gene Dipk1c). The record is from RefSeq and is a predicted model, not a curated record. The transcript is spliced from 4 exons. The coding region runs from base 1 to 1227 and encodes 408 amino acids. Lineage: Eukaryota; Metazoa; Chordata; Mammalia; Rodentia; Octodontidae.